ACACUUGUUGCAUGAGCUUUAUCCCUUUUGACUUGGUGUUCCAUAUAUAUAUAGGCACUCCAACAAAUCCAUCUUCCACUGUGUUCACCUUGUGCCACAUGAUAUCAUAUCCCUUCUCGACCAAAAAAAAAAAAGGGUUCAGGAUUUUUGUCAGAGAGAACACAGUAGCAUUCCAAACUUGUGCGUGCGUAUCUCUCUGUGUUCCUUAAGAACAGCACAUGCAGUGAGUCUACGAGCUAGCCGGCCUCCCGUACGGAAAACUCAAAGCCUAGUUCACAGGUACUGUUUCGCCUCUUUUGUGUUGAGGUGAGAUUUGUAAGAAGGCUGCUGAUUCAUCAUGUCUCCAAAGGCAUUAGACUACGAGUCACUGAAUGAAAAUGUGAAGAAGGUCCAAUAUGCUGUAAGAGGCGAACUGUAUCUUCGAGCUUCUGAGCUUCAGAAAGAAGGGAAAAAGAUUAUUUUCACAAAUGUUGGUAAUCCUCAUGCACUAGGACAGAAGCCACUGACAUUUCCUCGCCAGGUGGUUGCUCUGUGCCAAGCUCCAUUUCUACUAGAUGACCCAAAUGUUGGUCUGCUUUUUCCUGCUGAUGCAAUUGCAAAAGCAAAACAUUAUCUUUCAUUAACUUCGGGUGGUCUUGGUGCCUACAGUGACUCCCGAGGUAUUCCAGGAAUAAGGAAGGAAGUGGCAGAGUUCAUUGAAAGGCGUGAUGGUUAUCCAAGUGACCCAGAGCUCAUAUUUCUCACGGAUGGUGCUAGCAAAGGUGUGAUGCAGAUCUUGAAUACCAUCAUCCGCGGUGAAAGGGAUGGGGUUUUGGUUCCAGUACCCCAGUACCCUCUUUACUCGGCUGCAAUAUCUCUAUUCGGUGGUUCUCUUGUUCCAUAUUACCUAGAGGAGACAGCUAAUUGGGGCCUCGACAUUAAUGACCUUCGCCAGUCAGUUGCUGCGGCUCACUCUAAAGGAAUAACUGUAAGGGCAAUGGUGAUUAUAAACCCUGGAAACCCCACAGGUCAGUGUCUUAGUGAAGCUAAUUUGAGAGAAAUACUUAAGUUCUGCUACCAAGAAGACUUAGUCUUGCUUGGAGAUGAGGUUUAUCAGCAGAACAUAUACCAGGAUGAACGCCCCUUUAUUAGUGCUAGAAAGGUUUUAAUGGAAAUGGGACCACCCAUAAGGAAGGAACUCCAGCUUGUCUCUUUCCACACUGUGUCCAAAGGAUAUUGGGGUGAAUGUGGGCAGCGGGGUGGAUACUUUGAGAUGACUAACAUUCCUCCAAAGACAGUUGAUGAGAUCUAUAAAGUUGCUUCCGUUUCACUCAGCCCAAAUGUGCCUGCACAGAUAUUUAUGGGGCUGAUGGUGAACCCACCCAAACCUGGAGAUAUCUCAUAUGAGCAAUUUGUUCGGGAAAGCAAAGGAAUUAUUGAAUCACUAAGGAGAAGAGCAAGGAUAAUGACUGAUGGAUUUAAUAGCUGCAGAAAUGUGGUUUGUAAUUUUACAGAAGGUGCCAUGUAUUCGUUCCCUCAAAUACGCUUGCCACAAAGAGCAAUAGAAGCUGCCAAAAGGGCCGGAAAGGUUCCUGAUGUUUUCUAUUGUCUCAAACUCUUGGAAGCCACUGGCAUUUCAACUGUCCCUGGCUCAGGAUUUGGACAGAGAGAAGGGGUCUUCCACUUGAGGACAACCAUCUUACCUGCUGAGGAGGAAAUGCCUGCAAUCAUGGACAGUUACAAGAAAUUCAAUGAUGAGUUUAUGGAGCAAUAUGAAGACCAUAGAGGUUAUUCGAGGAUGUAAAGGAUGAAGAAGUUUCAUCAAAUCUCCAAGUUGUAUCAUAUUUUUUAUGCUGUCACAAGCCAUUUCAUCUAUGUUUUUCUCAAGCCUUAUCCUCUUCCUAGCUUUCCAGGAUAUACACUAGUCCGACAUGUUGAAGAUAAUUCUUGCUCUUCCCAGCUUCCUAUAUCAUCUCAAAUAUGUCAAAAUCUCUAUCAACUCUCGUGGCCAUUAGGCCCUUUAUAAUUAGUGUAUACUUUUGUAUUAUCUUUUUCAUACA
Juglans regia (Persian walnut) is the source of this 2039-nucleotide messenger RNA. Its product is annotated as glutamate--glyoxylate aminotransferase 2-like. The record is from RefSeq and is a predicted model, not a curated record. The coding region runs from base 338 to 1783 and encodes 481 amino acids. Gene Ontology annotation, molecular function: L-alanine:glyoxylate transaminase activity; L-alanine:2-oxoglutarate transaminase activity; glycine:2-oxoglutarate transaminase activity. Gene Ontology annotation, biological process: photorespiration; biosynthetic process. The transcript has 14 exons. NCBI's taxonomy places the organism in Eukaryota, Viridiplantae, Streptophyta, Magnoliopsida, Fagales, Juglandaceae.